AUGGAUCUGCAACAAAAGGAAGGCGUAGCCCAGAGCCAGCGGCAGAAAUCAAGGGAGCCGGAGAGCUCCGAUGAGGAGAUGGACAGCCUCGUUGUUCGCAUGAAGCAAAGGAUGUUCUUCCCCAAAGCCAAGAGGGCCGGGAACCAGCAAAGCCCCCGUGAGGAGAGAGGCCUGGGGUCUUCUCGUGAAAGCCCAGCCACCGCUGCGAAGAGAAAGGGCAGCCUUCCCUCGACACCCGGAAUCCCUGCUCCUGGCACCCUGCGUUCCCUCGGGGCUUCUAAGAGCAAGGCCCUCGUGGAUAUUACUCAGUCGGUUACUCGGAUGCAAAUGAGGGGACCCUGUCGUGUCCAGGGCUGCUUCCUGCAGGAGUUGUCAGACCCAGAAUCCCAACUAGCAAAACAUUUCCGGAGCAAAAAAGAAGAGCUGUCUCAAAGGCUGUAUUCUUUUUACAACCGUUCUGUCUUUGAGGGAAAGCUGCCAGAGAGGAUGGAGAUUAUCUGGAACAAGAAAAUGCAGAAGACAGCAGGGUGCUGUGUAACUGGCCAGGUGAAGGACCCAGAGACACAGCGUUAUGCCAAGAUAAUGCUCUCGGAAAAAGUCUGUGAUUCUGCAGGUAGGGCCUCUUGCUUCUCUGACUGUGGAACGGCUGUGGUCACAGACUGCAUGGAUGCGAAGGCCGACUCUCUUCCGUAG
Messenger RNA from Protobothrops mucrosquamatus (brown spotted pit viper), 693 nucleotides. RefSeq lists its product as uncharacterized. NCBI's taxonomy places the organism in Eukaryota, Metazoa, Chordata, Lepidosauria, Squamata, Viperidae. The record is from RefSeq and is a predicted model, not a curated record. The transcript is spliced from 5 exons. The coding region runs from base 1 to 693 and encodes 230 amino acids. Gene Ontology annotation, cellular component: nucleus.